Messenger RNA from Pocillopora meandrina, 10926 nucleotides. The record is from the annotation of a GenBank genome assembly. Lineage: Eukaryota; Metazoa; Cnidaria; Anthozoa; Scleractinia; Pocilloporidae.
AUGAACGAUUGGGCGCCUUUAAGAAGGGUCAAUUCAGUAUUCCCUCCGUUCUCCGAAGUCAACGAACUCGACGAGCUCGACGGCAAUGACGAUGAGAAUGGUUGCCACUCUAUACUUCGCAAGCACAAAUCACUUCCUCCACCGCGGAAAAAAAGUGUACAGUUUGCAGAUGGCUGCGGGAAACCUCUCGUUUCUGUUUACAGCGACGAUGAGUACAACAUACACGUCGCUUUGCAAAUGACCAAACGUGAACUUCAGCGAGCGAAGAAAAUUUUACAUGUUUGUUUUCCACAACCGGUUGCUUCAGAACAGUUCCGAGACAAGCUAGAGUUGCAGACGGUUUGUCUUGAAAACGCAGUGGCUUCACAAAAUUCAAUCUGGGGAACGAUAAAGGUGAAAAAUAUCUGUUAUCACAAACGUGUAUCAGCCAGGUACACUUUAGAUAGUUGGAUUUCUUCCACAGACUUAGAUGCGGUCUAUGUACCUGAAUCGAACGAUGGCGCAACAGACAGAUUUUCAUUUGCUAUAACGCUUCCUGAAUACUUCCUCGCUUCUGGAGGAGCUUUAGAGUUUGCUGUUCGCUUUGAAGGCGAAGGAAUUGAGUUCUGGGACAAUAACAGUGGCCGAAACUACCGCAUUGAGUGUUUGGAGGCCACGGCAUCGAACGGGGGAAAGUUCGAUAGAAUGGCGAACUUAUUUAGAAAUGGUUUUAGGCAGUGAACAAAGUAACAGGAACAAGAGAUUAUAUCGAUAUUUCCGCAACCAACGAAGUGAAAAUAACAAGGGAGCGAACACUUUCGACCACUAUCUAACCGGAAAUUUCUUUGUUUCUUUGUGUACUCCAAUUAACACCACGUUUGUAAUUUUUUCUCGAGGCCGCUUUCCAGCUAUCUUUUAAUACUUCGAUGUCAAUGUAAAACACCACCAGGAUGAGGACCACGUUUGCCACAUUCAAAGUCCAGUUCAAAUACCGAAAGACGAUAUAUUAGGGAUUAUCGUGUUUCGUUGCAUGGGAAAGGUACGACCUGGACAUAAAAUGUACUUGAGAAUUAUCACGCCUUCCGGCGAUGUUUCGUGGGGAUUGAUUUUCACGUGAGUUCUAUUAUAACAUAGUAAAUUUCUUGUAAUCUUAGCUAUUUGUAAGUUGUUGUUUCGAUGGGUAAAGCGAAGUCAGGAAAAUGAAACUUAAUCACUUAUCAAUAUUGACAAAAUGACUAGAAUUUGAAAUUAGUUAUGCCCACAACGUGACAUUGUCACGCAAGAUAUGAAUUUUUUUGUGUUUUUUUGUUUUAAAGGCUUGGAAAUUGUGUCAAACAGUUUCAAUUCUUCCUACUACAGUGGUUCCUCUGAAAACUAUUUUCUAGUUUAGUUUUUGACGAAGUAAACUUUGAUUUUCCGUUAAUCCAUGGUAAACCUUCAAAUAUCCUAUAUAUGAUUUCUGUUUUUGAUGUAGUUACUGUGAUUUGUGAGAUUUUUUGGCAGCUUCUUUAGUUCUAUAUUUUAAGAGAAUUUCUAUUUUGAUCUCUGGGAGAGCUUUCAGAAACAUUUUAAGGCUUUUUACAAGCCCUUCUUUUACUUCAUCUUACAACUUUGAACUUAAAACACUUAUGUCUUAUCUGUUGUAGAUAAAAAUUAUGAUCAGUAGCGAUAAUUUUCUUUUAGCACAAAUCUGAUCUUCAUUUGCACACUGUACUUUUUCAAUGUUGAUUGCUGUUGAGAGGCUUGAAGCUUUGCUCUAAAAUUUAUUAUCUUUAAUAAAUUUAAUUUCCAUUUAUUUAGUAUGAGUUAGUAGUAUUUUUCUACUGAUUUUUUCAUUAUAUGAAAAAGAAGCAGUUUUUUUAAAACAUUUAACAAAAAAAAUUGCGAAUAAAAGAUUUUGUAAAAGCAUAUUAGAAAUAUGUUGAGAUGUUUCAACAUUUGGCUAAUGUCAUUAUCAAGUCAAAGAGUGAAAGAUAAAAAAUGGAACGUUUUUUUAAACAAAGAGUUUUGCACAAAUGGAAUUAGUCUGCAUGUUGAGACAAGGAUUGCGCUGCUUGAUGAAAAGCAUCUCAUAGACAGGACAGUCAUAUUUUUCCUUGACACUUUUUUUGUUUACCGAUCGCAGAGUUUUUAUGUUAAACAAUAUGUUGGUGGAGGUGUUGAGCUGUAAAGCCGAUAUAAUCUGAAUCACACAGAUCACAUAUAAAAGAGUGAACAUUUUUUAUCUCUCACUCUGACUUGAUAAUGACAUUAGCCAAAUGUCGAAACGUCAUCAACAUAUUUUCAAUAUGUUUUUACAAAACCUUUUAUUGCAAUUUUUUAACAUUAAAGAUUUUUUUGUUAAAUGUGAAAGAAAGCAAUGUUUGUUUAAACUUAAACAUCAGCUAAAUGAGUAACUCAAUGACAAUCAAACAAGAACAUUAUGAUAAAAAUUCCUUUUUAAUUGCUGGGAAUUAAGGGAACAUCAUAAAUAAGAAGUCACUGUUAGCAAAUGAGCAUAAAUGUUACUGCAAAUUUUGGAUGAUGUGAACCUUUUACUGACCAAUUUCGAGGUCUGGACCACAAGUUACGGUCCAAGUUUUUUAAAUGCUGAUUUAUGGCCCAAGUGCAAAGCCUGUGGGUCAUUAAUCUGAGAAGAAAAAUAAUGUUUUGUAACUUACAGUACGGACCGAGAAAACAAGGUUAGAUAUUAGAUAUAUCUCUGCACUCAAAAGAUUUCAGUUGUAACAAAUUUUUGAAUUUAGUAGGCUGUAUAGUGAAAUAUGGCCCGCUAAAAUUGACCAAUCACAACACACUUACCAAAUGAGAGAUACAAUGAGUAAUAGUAUUGUAAAAAAUAUGUUUAUGUAUUCAUCAGCUUUUCAGGUUGCAUAGUGAUUGUAAAAGUGAUUACUCACAUCAGCAUUAGUAAAUGUGGGUGAUAUUUAUCAGACUUGUUUUUGACUCCAAUUCUUCAAUUUCAUCUCCACUUAAGUGAACAGAAUUAUUGUGGUUUAUUAUCUAGUCUCCAAUUCCAAAUCAUUGUAGCCAUAGCAUUGUAUCUGAAAUUGUGGCCAGAUAUUCAAAAAUCUUUAGGAUUCCUUAGCAUUUACCAACUUAUUACUUAGUCAAAAAUGUUAGAUUAAUGUUCAAGGAAAUUGUGUUGGAACCAGUUUAGGUUUAAUCAGAGGCCUCAAUGUUUUGCCAAACAUUUGAUCCAGAACAUGUUGCAUUUAUAUAUUACACAGAAAACAAAUAAUCAACCAUUUUUAUCUGAAUUAAUCAAUCAGUACAGGUAAUUUUGCUACACACAAAAAAUUGAAAUACUUUUCAUAGAUUACUUUCCUUGACUGGAAAAGGGCAGUAAGAAAUUCUUGUUUUAUGCCUUCUUUCUCUUUUUAUGCCUUUUCUUUAGAGAAAAGGUGUGAAAUAGUCUGUGUCACAAUAACAUAUACACAGUUGCAAAAACAGCACCAUCCAACAGAGCAUAAACUAUACACAAUGUAACAAAACUUGAACCACAAACAAUGAGAUUGAAAAGUUUCUGUGUAGUGUUCAUAUAUCUUCAUAUUAAACAGAAAUUUAAUUAUAAUCUUUUUCACAUAAAAUCUUUCAAAGAUAAUUCUUUCUUUCAGGAAAUGGAUAGCCUCAAUUAUUAUAAUGUAAAUAAUCAUCUUACCCAUAGGGCCUUUCUGUCUCAUUGUUCAUGGAAUUUUUUAGGUGUUGACAUUUUUGCAACGGGGUGUCUCACUUUGAUCCACUUUCAGAUCAUGGCAGGUUUAGUGGCCAUCUUGCAUGAAUCAUGCGUAUUGUAAAGGCUCUGUUAGAGUGAGAGGUGUAUAAAUUUACUUUGUCGAUUUUGUAAAGUGGCUUAGCUGUUAGUCUAAGUGGAGUCACUUAUUUUUAAAAGUUGAUGAACUCAGUUUUGUAAUGUUAUUAAUGUCAUUGUGUGUUAACUUAUAAAUGAACAGCUUAAUACCAGUAGGCCAUAAUAUUUUUUGUAAUAUAUGACAUCUUUUAAGUAGGGUUGAAUGAUGUAUUGAAGAAAAUAUCCUUUGAAAAUAUUGUUAAAUGAAUAAAAGUGUUUGAAUAUGUUGUGCUGUGAAAUAGUUCAAAUACUGUAUGAAAGUAUGUUCUGCAAUUUGGUGGUAACAACUGAGUUGAAAGCGUAAAUUGGCCACCGUAAAGAGUUAAAAGGCUGACGUUUCAAGCGUUAGCCCUUCGUUCGAGCGAUUGACGAAGAGCUAACGCUCGAAACGUCAGCCUUCUAACUCUUUACGGUGGCAAAUUUAGGUUUUCAACUCAGUUGUUAACACCAAAUUACCUGUUAUACUUUCCCACCGACGCAGCACCACAGUUUCUUUAGAAACUUACCCCCCUCCUCUCAUGUUCUGCAAUAUUCAUUACAUUUCCAUUUGUUUCAUUUCGUUUUCAUGUAGAGUGACUGCUUCAUCUCAUGCUUCCCUUUAAUUUUCUUACAAGACAGACGAGAAAUGCUUUGAUCUUGUACCCAGAUCUCCAAGAAACGAACUGAAACCAUCCCUGAUUCUCUCCAUUUUUAGUCGUGAAAACCACCACCUUUUUCAAAUACCCGUUCUUGCGCAUGUCCGGUUGUGAUGAUAAAUAUCCACAUCCAUGCAAGACAUUCAUUGUAGGUGCUGUUAUUUAUGUUAUUUAUUCUCGGCGGAAAUUAUCAUGCAUUCUAUCAUCGUAUAUUAAGGUGUGAAAGGCUAAAGCAUUGCUUUCCAAGACAUUGACUGUGUGUCAGUUUUUCGUAGGUUCAGCAUGAGCGUCUUGCCUCUCCAACUGAGUGGUUCAGCUGUAGAUUUUCACGUCAUAGGGUACGUAGGUGUAAUCUGUUUUUAGAAUGUGACGUAAAAUUGACGUUUAAUUGCUUCUGAAGCUAACGCCUGUUCAAGAGGCGCGUUGUAUAUACGUAAGACUGUUAUUAUCUUCUCCACGGAUAGGUGAUAAUUUAUUGUACCCGCUGACGGCAUUCAAGUGGCGAACUCUUAAAGUAUGUAGGUGGUAUGCUGCGUCGGUGGGAGAGUAUAACAGGGUCAUUUGGUAUUAUUAACCAAGUUGAUAACGUAAAUUGGCUGGAGCAAAUGGAAACUGACGAAGGGCUAACAAGCGAAACGUUAGCUUUGAAACUCUUAACGGUGGCCAAUUUACGUUAUGAACUCAGUUGAUAAUACCAAAUUACCUUGAUAAGGUAUAUGACUGGCUGUCUCGAUCUUCAAGUAAGAUAAACGAUAACUUGUUGCAUGCUCUAGUUAACAGCCGCUCCACUCUGUAGACUAUCUCGAUCUCCAUUUGAAACGCACGAAAAUUACAAAUUGUUACUGCAGCCAACGCCCGCUUAAGCCUUUAACUCCCAGAUCAAAUUUGUAAUUCUCCUUACUGUCAACCAUACAAUUCUCUUAUUGUUAGUUCAGAGAUUUUAGUAUUGGAUCUAAUUAUCCCCAAAUUGAUAUUUUCUUUGUUCUCAUCACUUAUGUGGUCGAUUUUGUAUUGAUACUAUGAGGAGAAAUUCUUUUUUGGUCACUCAUGGGAGUUAAAGGGUUAAGAGGCGAAGUGUGUAGGUAUACGGACUGACUCGGUCUUCUCCAUUGUUAGUCUUCCGUCAACAAUCUCCAGUCACCUGACACCUAUCAGAGUCUGAUAAAUCAAGCUUGAAAAUUUGAGCAUUGAACUUUUGUUUGAGCGUCUCCCCUGAAAACAUGGCAUUAUGCCGAAAAUUAGGCUUGAAAUGAUUCAUUAUGCUCAAUUUGAUAAAUGAUGGAAUCAUAGCUUUUAUAAGCCCCUCUACCAUUCCCCGCCCCUGCCCACUUAAUUUCCAUCACCACCAGGAACCACAUGGUAAGACCGGAAGAAGCUUACCGAAGUCCAGAACACGACAUUUUACUGAAUCAAUUUUCUAAAAAGCAGACAAGAAGCGAAGGCUCACAAUUGACAGUACUCAGGCUACAGAACUGAUCUCUUGUUGAACAUCAAAGGAAUUUUAAUGAAGUUUAGUCAUUUUAGCGACAUCUUGCUCAAUGCUCUGACUACAGCAUCAUGCCGGCAUAAUUUAUCUGACCUCAAACACCCAUCGAAAUAAAGGCUGUCACGUCAUUACUUCAUGCUGUUUUGGUUGUAGAAGCCUAUUUCACAACUCUUUUGGGAAUAAGAUGAAAAAAUUCAUCAAAUUCUGACGUAACAAGAGGUAACCGGAACUUGCAAGCACCACCGCUUUGUUAAGAAAAUGCUCUCUCAUGCUCUCAUUGAAAAAUAAAUGAAUGAAUGAAUAAAUUAUCCCAUUAUCCUCUCUUUGUCUGAAGUCUGUAAUAAAAAAAAUCGAUUAAAAUCAGUAGAUAUAUGGCUCGAAUAUAAAGCGGUAGAUGAUAUUUACAAAUACUGCCAAUCUACAUAUCCAAAACGAGUUGGACAUCCUUCCCAUCCAAUUUUCCGCAAACAGAAAUUUAGCUUGAUGAAUUUUUUUUUUUUUCAGCAGCAUUCGUAAAAUAAUUACGCUUUUUGUUUCGUGGUUUUUUGCUUGAAAGCCUUUGACGCAACAUUUUUGAAGCUGAAAGCAUAUUGCCGGCCAUUUAUUUCCACGAUGAUAUGACGUCAUUGCGUUUGAAUAAAUUUAUUCACUCAUGCAUGCACCAAGUCACGAACGGAGUUCAGACGAACUGAGAAAAUGUAAACAUGCUGCUCUGCACGAACAGUCGCGAAAAACCGCCUUAAUGUCGAACCACUUCGUACCGGUUAAUGUUAAAGGCAAUCCUGGAUUCCAAUAAUAACUUCUUCUUCCCGUGUUUGGGAGAAAAGUUACUUAUGAAGAUCAUGAAAGAACAACAGGAGAAUACGGAUUCGCCGCUUCUUUCGCCUUCGGAUUUGACGUCGAAGCGGCGAGUUCACUUUGCGGAUUUUGAUGGUCAGGAUCUGGUCUCUGUUAAAAUUAUUACACCGACAAAUAGCGAAGAAGACUUGUCCCUGAAAAAGGUAGUGGACAUCUUGAAUCACUCUGCCACGCCGGUUCAUUUAAAACGGUUCAGUUGUUGUUUUACACAACCUGGGCAAGAUGAGAACUUUUUAUCUCGUGUGAUAGAGCGAAAUGUUUGCUUGGAGAACGUUGUUUUUUGCGGGUUUGCCAUGACCGGGACUGUGAGAGUAAAAAACAUCGCCUUUGCGAAAGAAGUCACCGCAAGAUACACAGUAGAUGGAUGGAAAAACUUUCGCGAUGUUUGGGCCGAUUAUGUACUAAAAUCAUCUGAUGGAGAAACUGACAGAUUUCAGUUCAGAAUUUCAAUUCCUCAAGAUGUUGAUGUUGGGGCGAAACUCGAGUUUGCAAUUCGAUACCGUACAGCUGGUGAAGAGUAUUGGGACAACAAUUUUAAUCGUAAUUAUAGUGCAGAAUGUUUCCUCCAUACGAUUGUCGACAAAUGAUGUACACCGUAUCUUCCAAAGGUUUAUCGAGCAUCCCGCAAGUCACUGUGCAUUAUUACGUUUACCUUCGACGUCGUCAAGUUAUCGUGUCUGUGCGUUUGGAACGACGGUUUCGAAUCAGAAAAGGGCAAAAGAAGUGAACAGAAAGUUAUAAAACUGCUGAAAAAUAGUACAUAUUAAAACAACAAACGUGAUAGAGCAAUAGUACGGUGGUACAAGUUUUCCGGUAGGAUUUUAAUAUUAUAUAAACAAGUCACCUCGAAUGUAAGCCAUUCAUAUUUUUGUCGAAUAGAUUUAUGCGACUUGUGGCUAAAAGGAAACGAACUUGAGUAUUUUGUGCUCCUGUGCGGAGAAAACGUAUUUUACAUUGUUAAUAAUGUCAACUUAGGUAAUCGAGUUUCGAUCGUUGCGUUUUUUCUAAUUUAUGCGUGAAAGUGAACAAUAAUCUCUCAUGAAGAUCAUUUCAGUUUAACUAACGACUUUAUUUAUGGAAAACUCGAAAUUUAUAUAUCAUAGAUUAUUUUUCCAAAUUCUUAGUACCAAACCUGUGGUUUAAAUCGAGAAUAAAACAAAUAUUACGAAAGCGUAAUCGAACGGCGACUCCGUGGUCUUAUUUUAAUAAGAACAAUUCAGUCCAAGCAUCCAUCGAGAGAAUCAGCAUACUUUAAUUAGACUUUUGUCUUCAACUUCUCUUUUUGUAUUAUUGGAUAAAAACUCGGCAAGGGCAAAGAUCGAUGUGUGCUAAACCAACUAGUUUAUAUCACGGUGAUAUUACCUGAACAUUUCCUGUGGCGUGACAACUCUUGAAUAGCGUGAUUUUUGCACACCAUCGCGUCCGAUAGUUCAGAAAAGGAAAGUAACGGUCAACCAAGGUUCGUUUAACUCCAAAUGUAGAGUUUAAACUUUUGAAACGCCUGUUUACUUGUAAGUUGGAACCACCGCUGGGUUAUGGUGCUUCGUUCUUUUCUACUGUGACGUUACCUUACCGACCUGGGGUCCCACACACCCUUGUGUAGAUGCCUUAGUGUGCGCACCUAGAGCAAGAGCGAUUAGCUAACCUCCGAACAGGCCCUUAUAUUAGCGCUACAGGACGUGAGUUUUUUUCGCCCUGUAAGAGAUAUCAGAUAAGUCGGGGAGAGGUUUGCCGGGGGUCUGGCACAAUCAAUCAGUUUUAGACUCCCUUGCAAGCCUCACUACGACGCCUCAUGCUCUCCCUUGGCAAAGAAACGCUUAUAGGGAAGCGCUGAUGAUGAGAACCUAUUCAAAGCCUAGCGACUUGUUACAGCUAAGAUCCCUUCCCCUCAAACCAGAAAAAAUUAUUCAGGCAUCUUUAAGAUACUGAUGCAAUUUUCAUCCUUUUUAGUUCUCUUUCCGGUUUAAACAGGAACAGGUUAUUCCCUUUGCUGUCUUCCCAAUUUCAAUGUUCCUCGGCCAAUGUGAGUUCAAGUUAACCCUGUUUAUCCUAUCCUCGAUGCCUGUCGAUAAUAGGAAGUUUGCUAGCUCCAGGCGUGCGCACGCGAGUCUACGCAAGAUUGGAAGCUGCACUCCGGCUUUAACGCCGAUGUUCUAUCGCAGAAUUACUGAGAACUCGAUGGUGAACCUUACAGACCAUGGUAGCGCAGUAGUAUAGCAUCGAAGCGUGCUCUGUACAGUACCACGCCCGUGAAAGAAACGAUUAAAAUUUUUCCUCCUUGAGAUUCGAACCAUCUUUCUUAUCAUAUUUACAAAUUUAGAGGUGUCGAACAACAUCACCAUUUAUUAAGCUGUGAUGUCCUCUUCAACAAACAUCGUAAUUUUUAAGGUGAUGAAGGGUUUAAACAAGCAUUAGAAAAUCGUUAGUUCUACAUUCUGACAACUAAAAGCCUUUUCCAUCGACCAAAAAAUUGAAAUCAUUCAUUUUAUGACAAACACUGUCUCGACAUUGUCACGCCAGACAAAACCCUUCGAUGCUUCUUCCUUCCUCAAUCCGCGCAGGUCAGCACACAAAGAAAAAUCUAAUAACAAAUUGCUGCAAAAGUAGGCCAAAAUAUUGAGCACAAAUUCCAUGAAACAUAUUGUUAAAUAAAAUUGAACUUUCCACGCAAGUAAAAUGUACUAGAACUCCGUAUGGACGCUCAAGAUGCGACCUCACGCACGUCUUCGACCUAAAGGGACAUCGAUAAUGACGUCAUAGGCUGUCGGCGCUUUCUGACGAUUCAAUGUCCGCAUGCCAUGUCUAUAAAUGUCCUCAUGAACAGAUUUUGGGUGCAUUUUGUCCGGCUUUUUCACCAUAUCUAAAGAAAAAGGAAAGCUUUUCUCAGCCUCGAAGUCCUACUGAAAUAUUUCCUCACCGAUUCCGGUUGUUGUUCAUAAGCUACGAAUGUUUAUUGAAUUCAUGAAGUUAGUCACGCUUUUUUGGUGACGUUCGGUUGGCGUGUGUCCAGUUGAUAUAAAAAGCUUUUAGGAAAACAAACCGUCACAAAAUCUAGUUCAGGGUAUCGUGAAAAGAUAUUUACACGUGAGGAAAAGUAUUGUUAAAUAACACCCCGACGGUCAAGAGCUUUCGCUGGGAAAUCUUUCGCUGGCAAUCUGAGAAAGGUGUUUGGCUUUUGCAUCGAAGAAUCAGGCACGAUAAAAGCUCUGGAACAUUUGUAAGUAGAAAAAUAUAUUGUUUCUUCAGUAUGAUUAUUUCUCAAAGUUGAUGGGAUGGUCGGUAUACAAAUCAAAACUGCGUUUUAAAUUAUUCCUUCCAUUCGAAUUUGUGCAAAACAUGCAUAGAACCUUGGCUAGGCGCAAAGAUCGAUUAAGGCCAAAAUAUCGUUCAUUUUAGAUUCCGAAGUGACGUCAAUCUUCCGAGUUUUUCCGAGCAGUGGCAUCACUUGCCCGACUGCCGGAUACUGAAAGGAAAGACUUGAAUCACUUGACCGGCUGUGAUCCGAAAACAGAACAGAAAUGAAGAUGGAUGCGAAAGCUAAUAGCUCUGGGCCGACUCUAACAGGGUCUGCGACAAAGAGAGUCAGCUUCGCAGACCUAGUUGGUCUCAAACUCGAGUUCGUGAAAACAAUAACUCCGUGCAGUAGCGAAGAAAACUUAAUCGCCCUGGGUGCUCGGAAAAACAAUCGUGAUGUCAACGGUAAUGUGACCAGAAGACAACGAAGUAAAUAUCGAUAUCUUUGCCCGUGCUUCUUAGCACCUUCACGAGCAGAAUGCAGCUUUAUGGAAAGAGUUUUCAGCCAGAAUGUAUCCCUUGAGAAUAUCGCGUGCGAUAACUUUGUUGUUGCCGGACUUAUUCGAGUGACAAAUUUAUGUUACACGAAAGAGGUUUCCGUACGAUUUACAGUAGAUGGCUGGACGUCUUAUAAAGACAUUUGGGCAGAUUACCUGUCUUCUUGUUCAGAUGGAAACACUGACAAGUUUACCUUUCGUAUCACAAUUCCCUUUGACUUUGAAGCAAAUCAACGCAUGGAGUUUGCAAUACGCUAUCGUGCUUUAAACCAAGAGUUUUGGGACAGUAAUUACGGAAAUAAUUACCAUAUUCAGUGCAUAGAAGUCUGA